GGGCGCUCCUGUUCUCUGGGCGGGGGGAGAUGGGGGGGGCUUUUUCUGUGCUUGCACCUCCCACCCUCCAGCUCCUCCCCUUAAAAUAGAAUCCUUCCUCCCUUUUGGCAACCUCCAUCUCCUUCCGUUGGGAUGAAUGAAGCACCCAGCGCUGCGGUACACUCAAGCUUUCCCUGGUGGUCUGGCUUACAUAAACACUGUCCUCUUAGUAGUAGUAGUAGCGGUGGUGCCUCUUAGGAGCAGGGCUUAAGGAGACACUCCGAGGUUUGUGUGAUGGAUGCCAAGCCGCCCCUUGACCAUCAGGUUGUGCUAGAGCUGGGGCAGCCAGACGACAGCAAGGUGGACACCGGGGCCAUUUCUGGACCUGCGGCGAAGGUGCCAAGGCUAAAUGGGGGCCAGGAAGACGAGGGGGCUGCUGCGGAGGCAGUUCCUGGGCCCAAACCCCCGAAGGAAGAACCUGAGAUCGGGGAGGCAGCGCAUCACCUCAAGGAAGAAAAGGAGGAAGACGCGAUUGAUGGAGGAGAAAUGUUGGCAGAGGAAGGAGAGUAUUACUUCCCGACCUACGAUUUUUCGCAGGCCCCCAAACCUCUGACAGGCUCUUGGGUGGAGUACAGCCACAUACCGGAGAAUUUCCUUAAAGGCUGCAAAUGGGCUCCUGACGGGACCUGCCUGCUCACCAACAGUGCUGACAACACCCUGCGGAUCUACAACCUCCCUGCUGAGCUGUACGCCGAGGAAUGGGGGACCAUCUCUGAAAUGAGUCCCGUCUUGCGCAUGGCCGAAGGAGACACCGUCUAUGAUUACUGCUGGUUCCCGCUGAUGAACUCCUCCGACCCGCAGACUUGUUUUGUCGCCAGCAGCAGCCGGGACAACCCCAUCCACAUAUGGGAUGCUUUCUACGGAGACCUGCGUGCCACCUUUCGACCCUACAAUCACCUGGAUGAGCUGACGGCUGCCCACUCCUUGUGCUUCACCCCGGACGGCUCCCAGCUCUUCUGCGGCUUCGACAAGAUCGUGAGGGUGUUUGACACGUCACGGCCCGGGCGCAUGUGCGAAAACAGGCCCACCCUCGUGAAGAAGCAGGGCCAGAGCGGGAUUAUUUCCUGCAUUGCCUUCAGCCCGACGCAGCCCAUCUACGCCUGCACCUCGUACUCCAAGACGGUGGGCCUCUACUCCCAGGCGGAGGGCGACCCCCUCACCAUGCUACAUGGGCACCAGGCGGGCGUCACCCACGCCCUCUUCUCCCCGGACGGCUUCCACCUCUUCACCGGGGGGCGCAAGGACACUGAGAUCCUCUGCUGGGACCUUCGACAGCCAGGCGAGGUCCUGUUUUCUGUGUCCCGGACAGUUGCCACCAACCAGAGGCUCUAUUUCGACUUAGAUCCGAGUGGGAGGUUUCUCCUGAGUGGCGACACAGAAGGACUGGUCAGUGUCUGGGACAUGGCUCAGGCCCCCAGCGGCAGCAACAACCUGGGUCACCCCCUGCUAGAGCCCAUCUUGCAGUUCCAAGCUCUGAGCGACUGCGUCAACGGGAUCAGCCUCCACCCCAGCCUUCCCCUUCUGGCCACGGCUUCCGGCCAGCGCAAAUUCCCUGACCUGUGGGACAGCGAAGACGACGACCAGGAGAAAGGGAGAAGGCCGUCCGCUCGCCACCAAGACCGCGGUGACAACUCUCUCCAGCUCUGGUGGUGCUCCCUGGGCACCGGGGUGGAGGAGAAGCCCCAGGCGCACCCGUAGCCUCGGCCUCCUUCCUCGUGUCUGCCGGGGUUUGCAAGGGGGCCCAAUGCCAACGCUCAAAACUGCCACUGGGCCACGAGUGUGCGGGACCUCUGGCAUGCCGAAGGUGCCCCCGGCCCAUGAACAUUGCCGUGUUUAUAUGUUUCUACUUCUGGCACUUUUGUACCAAAGAGAGAAUGCGCGUUGUGCGAGGGGACGUUUGAAAACACUUGAGUUUUUUGAGAGAAUGGAGCUGGGUGUUGCCGUGACUAGAUUUUGUGCAUGCUCUGACGGAGAGAUGUGGGGUCAGGGCCGAAUUGUCGCUGUGCCUCUAUGGGUCGGAGGCACGAGGUUAAGCAAUCUUUCCUGUCCCAAGAAAACCAGCAUUUUCUGUCUCUUGCUGGCUAGCGGGAGCUCUAGCUGAUGCGGGGGAAGAUUUUGGUUCAUCUGUGUGUUGAUCUGAGUCUUGUGCUUGGGAACUGUAUGUAUGUAUGUUUGUGUGUCUGUUUGCUUUUUUAUAUAUAAGGGGAGAAGAAUUGCCUCUUUUGGGAUUUUUCCAUUGCCCCCCAGUUUUCUGUGCUCUGUAAAUAGUUUUCCACCCCUUGCCCAACAGGUGGGCCGUGGUGCUGACUCGCUUGGGGGAGGGCAGGGCUGUUGUGGUGGGUUUUGUGAAUGUUCGUCACCAGUUGCCGUUUCCUGGCGAAAGAAUAUGUUCUCUCAUUGGCAAGUAAGUGAUGCAGGUGAUUAAUAAAAGUUUAUGAUGAUUGUA
Messenger RNA from Podarcis raffonei (Aeolian wall lizard), 2485 nucleotides. RefSeq names its product WD repeat containing antisense to TP53 (gene WRAP53). Gene Ontology annotation, cellular component: Cajal body. The transcript has 11 exons. The record is from RefSeq and is a predicted model, not a curated record. NCBI's taxonomy places the organism in Eukaryota, Metazoa, Chordata, Lepidosauria, Squamata, Lacertidae. The coding region runs from base 274 to 1737 and encodes 487 amino acids. Gene Ontology annotation, molecular function: protein binding; RNA binding. Gene Ontology annotation, biological process: Cajal body organization.